AUGGCGUAUCACCUAACUACAUCGUAUGCCGGAGAGGCUCUCCUCUCUGGCUUCAACUGGUUCAAUGGAGUAGACCCAUCUCAUGGAUUUGUUUCUUACCAAAGCAGACGCGAUGCCGAAGCCAUGGGCCUAUACAGCAUCGACGAGAGAUCAGGCGUCGUCAGACUAGGCGUAGACAGCACCAACGAGUAUUCGCUCUCUGACCGAGGCCGGCCGAGUAUCCGCAUCGAGAGCAAGGCGACGUAUGAUCACGGCCUGUUCAUUGCCGACUUUCUGCACAUGCCGCCCUCGCAUUGCGGCUUAUGGCCAGCGUUCUGGACAUAUGGCGACAACUGGCCCUACGACGGCGAAAUAGACAUCAUCGAGGGCGUCAACACCGCCCACACAAACAUCCUCUCCGCCCACACCGCCGACGGCUGCACCCAGAGCCCAACCAUCGACGGCCUCUAUAGCGGCCAACUGAUCAACACGGAAUGCGCCGUCGGCGAGAACAACAUUGGCUGCGGCUUUCAUCCCUCGGCGGAGGACACUUCUUCGUACGGUGACGGCUUCAAUGCCGCUCACGGAGGUGUGUAUGCCAUGGAGUGGGAUUCCGUGCAUAUCCGCAUCUGGCAUUUCGCGCGGGGGGAGAUUCCGCGGGAUAUUGAGGAGAAGAAGCCGGAUCCCGAGACAUGGGGGCUGCCGAUUGCGGUGUUUGGGGGGGAGAGCUGUGAUGUUGAUGAGUAUUUCAAGAGGAUGAGGCUGGUGCUGAAUAUUAACUUUUGCGGCGAUUACGGUAAUGCUGUUUGGGGCAUCACGGAUCAGUGCAAUGCGUUUGCGUCGACAUGUCCUGAAUAUGUGGCAAGUCAUCCAGAGGCCUUUGCGAAUGCUUACUGGGAUGUCCGGUAUAUCGAUGCCUAUCAGCUU
Molecule: messenger RNA, 906 nt
Organism: Trichoderma reesei QM6a
Lineage: Eukaryota; Fungi; Ascomycota; Sordariomycetes; Hypocreales; Hypocreaceae
Product: glycoside hydrolase family 16
Exons: 4
Biological process (GO): glucan catabolic process
Molecular function (GO): hydrolase activity, hydrolyzing O-glycosyl compounds
Source: RefSeq, a predicted model, not a curated record